AUGUCCCUACUCCCCACAAGACUGCCCAGCCCCUACGGCUCUGACCGGCUGGUACGGCUGGCAGCCAGGCUCUGGCCGGCACUAUGUGACACCCUGAUCACUGUGGGGGGCCAAGAGUUUCCUGCUCACAGCCUGGUACUAGCAGGUGUGAGCCAGCAGCUGGGUCACAGGGGCCGGUGGGCUCUGGUGGAAGGCAUCAGCCCUUCCACCUUUGCUCAGCUUCUGCAUUUUGUUUAUGGGGAGAGUGUGGAGCUGCAGCCUGGGGAGCUAGGACCCCUUGAGGAGGCUGCCAGGGCCCUGGGAGUCCAGGCCCUGGAAGAAGCAUGCAGAAAGGCUCAAAGAGACAGGGCUAAAGACGUGCAGGAUCCAGGGCUGAAGAAACAUCUGGAGGAGGCAGAAAAACCCUUGAGGGAAUCUGAGCAAGAACUGGGAGGCCCUGGAGAGAAGCAGAGACAACAGUUUCUCAGAGCUGGUUGGAGAGAACAGGAACCGCUGCACAAGCACAGGCCACCAAGAGAGAGCCCUGAGGUGACAGGGGCAACGCCAGAAGGUCAGGGGGAACAGAGGAGGUCAAAGGAAGAGAAACUCAGCCAAUCUUCUGUUGGCCAUGGAGGAGUAGAUGGGAAGCCAGGAGUGGUCACAUGCUUGACAGAGAGUCCGGGGGGCUCUGAGGAAAGUCUGUGGGAGUCCCCUGGCCCCAUUCCCCCACCAGGUUCUCUCCAAGCCAGCAUCAUCUCCAGGCCCUGGUGGGCUGAGGCCCCUUGGUUCAGGGAGGGCCAGCCUGCCCUGCAGAGCAUCCUGCUGUUGCCACCCAGAUAUGGCACUCCCUUCUCCCAUAGCAACCCCAUCACUGGAGCCUGGCAGGAGGUCUGGCCUCAGGACCAGAGGAUCCCACUGCCCCUGAACCUCCAAAAAGGGCUCUGGAACCAGAACCUGUUGGCCUCCUCCAGUCCCACCCCAGGCUCGACUGCAACCUGUGGGGGUCAUGAUGGCAGAGCAGGCCCCGUAUCUCGCCAACAUCCUCCCCUGUCCCCUCCUGCUCGGGUUCGGCCCUAUUCUUGCUCUGUCUGUGGAAAGAGGUUUUCACUCAAGCAUCAGAUGGAGACACACUACCGAGUCCACACAGGCGAAAAGCCCUUCUCCUGUAGCCUCUGCCCUCAGCGCUCCCGGGACUUCUCCGCCAUGACCAAGCACCUCCGUACGCACGGGGCAGCGCCCUACCGCUGCCCUCUGUGCCUAGCCGGCUGCCCCAGCCUGGCCUCCAUGCAGGCUCACAUGCGUGGCCACUCGCCCAGCCAGCUCCCGCCAGGAUGGACUAUUCGCUCCACCUUUCUCUAUUCCUCCUCUUCUAGGCCAUUGCGGGCCUCCACCCUCCCCUGCAGUCCCCCUUCCUCCAUCUGA
Messenger RNA from Orycteropus afer afer, 1401 nucleotides. It is a transcript of the gene ZBTB32, whose product is annotated as zinc finger and BTB domain containing 32. Lineage: Eukaryota; Metazoa; Chordata; Mammalia; Tubulidentata; Orycteropodidae. The record is from RefSeq and is a predicted model, not a curated record. Gene Ontology annotation, biological process: regulation of transcription by RNA polymerase II. Bases 1 to 1401 code for a protein of 466 amino acids. Gene Ontology annotation, molecular function: RNA polymerase II cis-regulatory region sequence-specific DNA binding; protein binding; DNA-binding transcription factor activity, RNA polymerase II-specific. The transcript has 4 exons. Gene Ontology annotation, cellular component: nucleus.